UCUCAUUAGGGUUUCACUAUAAAUACCAGUCUCCUUCCUUCGCUUUCUCCUCGCAGCGCAGAUUCGAGCUCUCCAGUUUCUCCGAAGCACUCGCGCCGGCAGUUGCAGAGCUAAGGGAGAGAGAGAUGGCGACGGUGCCGGGGCAGCUGAUAUGGGAGAUAGUGAAGAAGAACAACUCGUUCCUGGUGAAGGAGUUCGGGCGGGGGAGCGCCAGCGUCCAGUUCAGCAAGGAGCCCAACAACCUCUACAACCUCAACUCCUACAAGCACUCCGGGUUGGCCAACAAGAAGACAGUCACUGUUCAACAAGCCGGUAAGGAGCCAUGUGUGUUGCUUGGCACUACCAAGACCAAUAAGCAGAAUAAACCAGCAGCAUUGGUUCACAAGUCUGUCAUGAAGAAGGAGUUCAAGAGAAUGGCCAAGGCUGUUGCCAACCAGGUGGGAGAUAACUACUACCGCCCUGAUCUGAAGGAUGCGGCACUCGCAAGGUUGAGCGUGGUGCAUAGAAGCCUCAAGGUUGCGAAAUCUGGUGUCAAGAAGAAAAACAGGCAGGCUGUUAAGGUCCGUGGCAGGAAAUGAGUUUGAACGGGAAAUUAGUCCCUUCUUUUCCAGUUCGGAGUCUUUCAAGAAAUGGUUUCAUUUGCUGUCUUAUUUUUUCUUGAACUUUUUAUGAGAAUGUAUUUUUUGAGAUGUCAUCGACACAGUUUAGCUAAAGAGGAACUUAGAAUUUUUGGAUCAAGUGCUUUUCCUA
Messenger RNA from Eucalyptus grandis, 750 nucleotides. RefSeq names its product 60S ribosomal protein L28-2. Bases 126 to 578 code for a protein of 150 amino acids. Lineage: Eukaryota; Viridiplantae; Streptophyta; Magnoliopsida; Myrtales; Myrtaceae. Gene Ontology annotation, cellular component: cytosolic large ribosomal subunit; ribosome. The transcript has 4 exons. The record is from RefSeq and is a predicted model, not a curated record. Gene Ontology annotation, molecular function: structural constituent of ribosome. Gene Ontology annotation, biological process: translation.